CUUCAGCCAAGGGGUGGCUUUGACGUUGGCUCCGAGGAGGGGUGCAGAAGGUGUUCGAUCGACCCACGUACCCGCGGUGGUCCCCGCGCUCUCACUGCGACAGAGUUCAGUCAGUCGGUCGGACUCUUCCACCGUGGAUACGCGCGCGCAUCUAUACACAAUUUAUCAACCCUUGGCAAAAAAACAUACCUAUAUAUAUCUAUAUCUAUAUCUAUAUACAUAUAUAACACGCCAGUAGGAAUUAUUACUCCAAUAUAUAGAAUUGUCACACGGGAAAAUUAUUUUUGUAUUCUUUGUCAUAUUUUUGUCGAUAAAAAAAAAGGGAUAGUAAAAAUAUGUUUGUUUAGAUUUUACACAAAUUUGGAUUGAAACAUAAAAGAAAAAAAAAUUGUGACCUUUUUUUUUUGUUAUAUCAUAUAUAUCUUCGUGUUAAUUGUUUUGAUAAAAUAAAAAGGGAUUAUUGAGAAUCGGGAGAAUCGGGCACAUGGGCACUGACUGACGCACGAGGGAUGCGGAAGGCAUGGGUGACGUUUCAAACUGGGCAAUAUGUUCCUUCCUCCAGUAGUACUCACAGAGCUUGCUGAAAUAGAAGAUCCGUGUGGUUUUACUGAUUAUUAAAUUACGAUAUACUUUGGUUAUCUAAAAUUUGGAUAUCAUUACGAUAUCACAAGAAGAAGAAGAAGAAAAAGAAAAAGAAGAAGAAGAAAAAAAUUUAACCGUGAAGAUGAGGAUAGCUACGAAGUUACGAGUCAACAUCCUUUUUGGCUGGAUCUUUUAUCUCUUUACGUUUCUUCUACUUCCAACACGAAUAAGUGCUCUUGAGGAGAACUGUACGGAUUUUCAAGGUGGAACAGUUAGGCAUGGACUUCUCUAUGUGCCAGGACCUGCGGUUUGUAGCUUGUGCGUUUGUUAUCACUCGGAGCCGAUGUGGUGCCAAGCAAUAUACUGUACACCCCCAUAUAGAUGCAAGAAAUUCCGUGUUGGUGAGCGUUGUUGCGAAUUCGAGUGUUUGGAUGGCAUAGAUGAUGCACUGGAUUGGACCGGACCGGAUUUAAUAAUUGUCGAUGGAUCAUCGAGGAUACAGGAUCAAGGAGUCUUCUGGUUGACGACAUCUCUUGUCGCUCUUCUCUCCCUGUCCUAGUUUCGAGACCAAUUACCUGCUGCUGUUGCUCUUGUUGCUGUUGCUCUUGUUGCUGUGUACCAAAUGCGAUGAAAUCUCAUCUAUUUCUAUUAUUUCGAUCGAAAAGAAUAGUCAUUAAAUGAGACGUUUGGCCAAUAAGAUAAAAUCGUCCAAGUUACAAAGAGUCGUCGCCAUUUUUCACGAAUCCAAUCUAAUCUAAUCUUCUUCUUCUUCAACGAAAGAAAAAAAAAGUUAUCGACCGACCAUCCGUACAAUGAUUUUUCGAUCAAUGAAUUAAAAAGAACGAAUAAUAAAAAAAAACAACUAAAGAAUAAGGAAGUUCAAUCGUAGAAAAAUAUGACGAUUUGAAGAUUUAAACACACAAAAAAUAUAUAUAUGUAUGAAGAAAUUUGUUUUUUAAAUAUUUGUUUUACUUUUGACAAGAAGAAAGAUUAUAUGGGAUACGAAAUAAACGAACGAUCAUGUGAUAAAUUCAUUAAUGACUUUAAUUAGCCAGGUAUUUAGGGGAGGUUUGUGUGUGUGUUGUUAAUCAAGGACAUUGUAGGUAAUAAAUAAAAAAGAUAUGACAGGUUAAUGAAAGAAAAAAGGAAAAGCAAGAAAAGAAAAGAAAUGAUUAUAUCUAAAGCCGUCUGAUCAUUUAAAUUUAUAUAAUAUAAUAUCAUUCUAACUCAUCAUAUACGAUGAGUUAAUUAGAAUCGAUCUGUGAUUAGAUGCAAAGUGAUGCCCCCGGAUAUACAUGCAUACAUUUAAAUACACAUAAACACAUAUAUAUUAAUAUACAUAAAUACAUACAUAUAUUAACUUAAAAUUUUCUUAUACGUAAAUACCUCUUCAUACCUUUCCACCUCUUUUUUCGAUAUAUUAUAUAAUAAUAAUAAUAAUAAUAAUAAUAAUUAUAUUAAUAUAAUUAUAAAUAGAUAAUUAGAAUAGAUUAAAUUCAGUCGUUACGUAUCGUCGAAGAUUAAAACGGGAAUUUAAAAAUAAAAAAAAAAAAAAAGAAGAUAAAAAUAUUGGGAAAGAGAAAACGGGGCCGUAGUUCGCGAAACGCCGGCUAUAAUUUCAUCCAGAAUGAUCUAAUUGUUUUUUCUUGCAUUUUAUAGAGCGUUUGUCUCCAUUGGGUUGCUUAGAGAAAGCUUGUAGUUAUUUUUGUUAAGAGAAUAAAAAAUAAACCUCGAUCUUUGAGAGGGAGAAAGAGAAAGAGAAAGAUAGAGGUAAAUAUAUUAAAAUAUUUCUAAAAAAAUUGUUACGAGCUUUUGUUUGACGAAUCCUAAGAUAUUGUUGUAUGUCCUUUUAAAUACACAACACGAUGAACACUCACAUACUUGCAUACCUCAAACAAAAAAUAACAUAUCAUCUUCGGAAAGAAAAGAGAAAAGAAUUGAAGUAAGUAAAAAUGUUAAAAGUAAUUUAGAAAAAGGAAAAAAUAAAAAGAAAAGGAAGAUAUGAUGAACGUGAG
Messenger RNA from Polistes canadensis, 2597 nucleotides. RefSeq lists its product as uncharacterized. The transcript is spliced from 4 exons. NCBI's taxonomy places the organism in Eukaryota, Metazoa, Arthropoda, Insecta, Hymenoptera, Vespidae. Bases 725 to 1141 code for a protein of 138 amino acids. The record is from RefSeq and is a predicted model, not a curated record. Gene Ontology annotation, cellular component: membrane.